AUGGACGACUCGCAAGAUGUUGAUCUCUGGGCACCAUUCACCAAGGACACUCUAUUGGAGGUCCGGACAAGCACUAUGAAAAAAAUGCCAGGUUUGGAGAUUGAAUCAGGCAUAGAUAAGAGCUUGCGGGAUGGGCCCAUUCGUGUGUCAUUUCUUGGACUCGAGGAUGACGAACAUGACCCAACAUUUCAUGGUGGUGUAGACAAAGCAAUUCACGGGUACUGUUCAUCACAUUAUCCUGGAUGGCGGAAAGAGUUUCCUGCUGCAGCAGAUCGCUUUACGCCGGGCGGCUUCGGGGAAAACUUCGUCACCAAGUACAUGAAUGAGCGCAACGUCUGUAUUGGUGAUGUUAUUGCCGUCGGCGAUGAAGCCGUACUUCAGGUCAGCCUGCCCCGGCAGCCAUGCUUCAAGUUGAAUCACCGUUUUCAGCUUAAGAAUUUCGCACCGAACACAUACAAGACUAGUAGGACUGGCUGGUAUUACCGGGUUCUUAAAGAAGGCACUGUCAAAGCUGGCGACGAAAUCAGGCUUGUCGAACGUAAGUGGCCAGAUUGGACCAUAGAGAGGGUGCAAGAGUUUUUGCAUAGAAACCAAAACGACCUGGCAAUGAACGAAGAGCUUGCUGGGAUUGAGGAACUGGGAAAAGAAAGCCGAGGCGCAUUUCAGCGUCGUGUGGCAAAGGCGAAGAUACAAGAGAAAACGACCAAGGAGAAAGGAGAUGUGUGGCGCGACUACAAGAUAGUCAAGAAGACGAAGCAGACGCACCGAAUCAUCUCUUUUGUUCUUGAAGCAGUGGCCGCGCAAGCAGACUCGGAGGUUGCCAUGGAAGGCGCUCAUACAAAAGUCCGACUCCCCAGUGGACUGGUGCGGUCCUACUCCAUCGUCUCUGGCGAACCCAACAAAUUUGAGCUCGGCAUUGCUCUCGAAGAUAAGAGCCGCGGGGGUUCACGCUGGUUUCAUGAAUCAGCCAAGGUUGGCGACGUAGUUCAGGUUGGCCGAAUCACCACAGACGUAAAAGUUGCCAGCGCGUCGAGCAACCACGUCUUCAUUGUCGGCGGUAUCGGCAUUACUGCAUUUCUCGCCCUUCUCGAAGGCUACCACGAGGUUCAUUACAACUUUGAGCUGCAUUAUGCCGUGCGCUCUUCCUCCGACCUGCCGUUUCACUCGCGCCUUGAGCCUUUUGGCAAAAGUCUCCGACUAUACGACAGUUCUAAGCAUGAAAGAAUGAACAUCAGAGAAAUAAUGCAGAAUCUUAAGUGGAAUAGUCACGUCUACGUCUGCGGGCCGUUGCGGAUGAUGGAGGAAGCGAAGAAGGCGGCGAUGGAGUGUGGCCUUGACGAUAACGAUGUUCACUAUGAGGCAUUCUCCGCGGAAACGACAGGCGACCCAUUCGAAGUGGAAGUUUCGAAUCGGGACGGCAUAGUAAUCAAGGUUAGUGAAGAGGAGACGCUUUUGGAGGUGCUCAAAAGGGAGUUUGGGGACAUGGAGAGUAGUUGUGAAGUUGGUAACUGUGGGACUUGCAAGGUCGCGUUGAAGGAUGGCCGGGUUGAUCACAGGGGCACAGCGUUAGCUCAAGAAGAAAAAGCUGGAUCGAUGUUGAGUUGUACAACGAAAAGUCAAUUCUUGGUGUUUGGUACCGCGUGUCUUUGCUACACUACCGCCAAAAUGUCUCCGGUCGAGUCGCAGGGAGAUGGCUUCGUCACACUCCCUGUCAAAAUUCCAGCGCUUCCAUCUUGCCCUGUCAACGCCCUUCACGAGAUUCGCGUCCGACGUAAUGCACCCAAGAUUCCUACUGAGAUUGACGACCGGAGUCUCUUCUUGAAAAAUGUCCCCGUCGACAGCACCGAGGCUCAUUUUCGCCAAAUUUUCGCGGCUCUCGUAGGUCCUGGCCGCUUCGAGGGUAUCGCAUUCGAGGAUGAACGCAAAGCCGCCGCCGCCAUCGACCCGGCCCAGGCCGUCAAGGUCUCGAAUUUCGGCAAGAAGCGCAAGCGCGACGAGCAGGAGGCCGAGGACCGAGCCAAAGAGGAAGAGAUGGCACAACUUCCGGAUGUAUGGACGAGGAGGCUCCGUAAAAGCGGCAGCAGCGCUAUCGUCUUGCUAGCCGACGACAAAAGUGUUGAGCUUGUGCUGAAGGCUAUCAAGAAGGCCAACAAGUCGAAGAAAUACCCUGUUUGGGGCCAGGGCGUCUCUGAAGACCUGCCCGAGCUCGGAUCGCAAUGGAUCUCAGCCCACCUGCAAUUGUCACGCUGCGACAAGACAGCAACGCAGAAGUCUGUUCACGCCUUCUUCAAUGUCUUCAACCGUAAAGAGAAGGAGGCGCAAGAGAUGGCUAAGAGGCUGCGCAACGAGCCAGACGAAGAUGGGUUUGUUACCGUCACCCGCGGCGGCCGUGCCGCGCCAGCCAGCAAAAACGAGGCCGAAGAGGCCCGGCAGAAGAUGGUGGACAAGGCGGCGAAGAAGAAAUCCGAGACGACGGAUUUCUACCGUUUCCAGCUGCGCGAGCGUCGCAAGGCGGAGCAGGCAGCUUUGAUGAGGAGAUUCGACGAAGACCGAAAGAAGGUUGACGCAAUGAAGGAAAAACGCGGAAAAUUCAGACCGGAAACAUGA
This is a messenger RNA of Colletotrichum truncatum, 2607 nucleotides long. The record is from RefSeq and is a predicted model, not a curated record. NCBI's taxonomy places the organism in Eukaryota, Fungi, Ascomycota, Sordariomycetes, Glomerellales, Glomerellaceae.